GAAGCGCAACCCCACUGAGGAACUCCAGCAAGACUUCACGCAUAAAAGCUUCGGGAUUUACGCACACAAGCCUCACCAGCUCCUUUCGCACACAUACAUUAUGGGACACACAACUAACACUAGUUGACAAGGGGACACUUGGAAAGAGAGCGCGCGCAAAGCAUGACUUGGAUACGCUCAUGUUUUGUCCUGUAUUUUGUUGGUCAGGUGUUGGCAAAUCAGCCAACCGAGACGAGGGUAUAUUUGGAUAACAUUACGCGCAUUUUGGACAGAUUAUUAGAUGGAUAUGACAACAGACUUCGACCUGGAUUUGGAGGUCCUGUCACAGAGGUUAAAACGGACAUCUUUGUCACCAGCUUUGGUCCUGUUUCUGAUGUGGAAAUGGAAUACACAAUGGAUGUGUUUUUUCGGCAAACGUGGAUAGACGACCGGCUGAAAUUUGAGGGCCCCAUUGAGAUCCUGCGUCUCAACAACCUAAUGGUCAGCAAGAUCUGGACACCGGACACUUUCUUCCGAAAUGGCAAACGUUCUAUUUCGCACAACAUGACCACCCCCAACAAGCUGUUCCGCAUCAUGCAGAACGGAACUAUUCUGUACACCAUGAGGUUAACCAUCAAUGCUGAGUGUCCCAUGCGGCUGAUCAAUUUUCCAAUGGAUGGACAUUCAUGUCCUUUGAAAUUCGGCAGCUAUGCCUAUCCAAUGAGUGAGAUUGUUUACACGUGGAAGAAAGGGCCGUUAUUUUCGGUGGAGGUUCCUCAGGAGAGUUCCAGCCUGCUUCAGUAUGAUCUCAUUGGACAGACGGUGUCUAGUGAGAGGCUAAAGUCAAACACAGGUGAAUACAUAGUCAUGACAGUGUACUUCCACCUGCAGAGGAAGAUGGGUUUCUUCUUGAUCCAGACAUACAUCCCGUGCAUUAUGACUGUGAUCCUAGCACAGGUCUCCUUCUGGAUCGACAAAGAGUCAGUACCGGCCAGAACUGUUUUUGGCAUCACCACAGUACUAACCAUGACCACGCUGAGCAUUAGUGCUCGUCACUCGUUACCCAAGGUCUCCUAUGCAACUGCCAUGGACUGGUUCAUCGCCGUCUGCUUCGCAUUUGUCUUCUCAGCCCUUAUCGAGUUCGCUGCUGUCAACUAUUUCUCCACUUUGCAGGCCAAUAAGGAGCUUCGGCGGGCAAGCAUGGCUUGUGCUGCAGUCAGAAGUGAUGGAGAACUUGUUACGAAUCCUCUGGACCCUGGAGGUGUGCUGAAGAAAAGGCUGAACUCUGUCUCUCAAAGAGAUGCUCCUGAGAGGUUCUCCAGAGCUCCACAGCCUGAUCUCCAUCAGCAAGGCUCCACUGUCCCUGCCAUCAACACGCUCACAACUAGUAUUAUUGACAAGUACUCUCGCAUACUUUUCCCGCUGUCCUUCGGGGCCUUCAACCUGGUCUACUGGAUUGUCUAUCUCACCAAAGACACUAUGGAAUCCAGGGAAGUGUGAGCCCUGUUAGAAAUCACAGAGAAGGGGGACUGAAGACAUGGCCAUCUAUUAAACUGGCGAAUGCAUAGAUGAAUGGAUGGAUGAGAGACACAUUCAGGAUCUGCUGCUGAAGAUAUAACUGUGAUUGUGCUGAGAGGGGACAGUGUUGACUCUUCUUCACCUUUGCCCCUUCCUCUCUUCCAGCCCGAUAGCAUGUAUUGACCUCUCAUCGCAUGAAACUCUCCGACUGCAGAAUGAUUUUCCUCCUCCCCAAAGACAGUCAAGGUGCAAUGGCAGUUAUGCCACACUUGUUUUGACACUGUCACACGAUUACAAAAAAAAAAAAAAAAAAGAUUUCUGCAGACACUCACAAUAAUGUGCCGGUGAGGCUUUCUGGCAAAUGCAAGCUUUACAGCAGCCAUAGGGGCUUUCGCAAUGGAGCAACCUUCUCAUAGUUCCUAUUGGUGGAAGUAGUGUUGUCACACAGUGCGUGAACACAAUGGCCAAUCAGCACUGUCUAAGAAUCUGCUCAACAGCUCAACAUUUCAUUAGUAUAGCAGUCAUUACGUUUGACAACACUAGGUGGAAGUUCCCACUUUUCCUAUUUUAGAGUAGGUUUUAACAGUUCUAUAGGGACUAUCAAUGACAUUAGUAUACACUGAUUGGCCAGACGCAUACAAAACACUGGUUACCUGCCAUUUUUUAAAAGCCAUGUAAAAAUAUUUACCUCACAAACAUGUAAACCAGCAAUAACGAAGUUUACCUGUUGUUGGCAGUAUUGUGUUCUUUUCUCUGUCUCAGUUAUAUGCAGCACUUCAAGAGAUUUAGUCAUCUUUUAAUUUUCUUUCAAUCGCAUAAAUUGUGCAUUUACAUUCCAUCUCCAUUAUAACGAAACCCACGACACACAACAAAAACAGCUCCGAUCACGGCGUCCUCCAUUCACCGGUUGUUGAUGUUUGUAAAUGCAGCUCUUAAAGA
Carassius auratus (goldfish) is the source of this 2436-nucleotide messenger RNA. Its product is annotated as gamma-aminobutyric acid receptor subunit alpha-6. Gene Ontology annotation, cellular component: membrane. NCBI's taxonomy places the organism in Eukaryota, Metazoa, Chordata, Actinopteri, Cypriniformes, Cyprinidae. The transcript has 10 exons. The record is from RefSeq and is a predicted model, not a curated record. Gene Ontology annotation, molecular function: extracellular ligand-gated monoatomic ion channel activity; GABA-A receptor activity. Gene Ontology annotation, biological process: monoatomic ion transmembrane transport. The coding region runs from base 163 to 1479 and encodes 438 amino acids.